AUGUCACCAUUAGUCUUUCUCUUGAUGCUGGCUCAAAGUUUUGCUUACAUAAUAAGCAGUGUCAGCAUUGGUACGGCAUCGGUAAUAUUAAUUUAGAUUUCAGCAGGAGGAACAACUACAUUUACAAUAACUUUAACAGAUGAUUCAGGAACCACGUGCAGCUCGGUGUCAAGUAUUAAUUUGUAUGCUUAUCUAACAUCAGGAAGCUCAAGUAUUGGUGCUUUUAAAGGGACAACAUCAUCAUCUUGCUCAGCGACCAUCACAACAGCAGCAAUAUUAACGCCAGGAACAUAUGAUGUUACUACUUGAUGUGACACCUGUACAAGCUCGGGAUCUUCUUCAACUUCAUCCUCUGCCUUAACAGUAAGUGCAGCUCUUUCGAAAAUGAAGAUUUCAUUGAGCACUUCAAGUACUACUGCACAAACAGCUUUUGGAUUGUCUUCCAUAAACCUUUAUAAUCCUGAUGGAAGUGCUUAUGGAUCAUCUGCAACAAUUACAUUUUCAUUGCUUGACUCUAGCGCAACUCUUACUAACUCAGCAGGAUCAACAUCAACACUAAGUAAUGGAGGGAACCUCUCAAAUGUUUUUAAAAUUGAUAAAGCAGGGACUUAUACAAUCCAAGCUACAGAUGGAACUAUAUAUGCUUAUUCUGAUCCAAUAACUAUAACUGUUGGCUCAGUUAACAGCAUUACGAUUGAUACAAUUUCUAGUCAAAUCGUCAACAAGGCUUUUACAAUUACUUAUUCAUUAUACGAUGCAGGUGGGAAUAAAGUAACAUCAGAUCCUACAACAACUUUAUCAGGGUCUGGAGUAACUCAAAUUUCGCAUCCUAGUUUUUCGUUCUCAGCAUAUUGCACUUCAACUGGAUCGAUAACGAUAACUCUUACAAGCAAUUCUAAAACCCAGACCUCAACUUUUACAGUGAAUAAUGCAGAAGCUCAAAUUACUUUGCCAAACUCUAUCGUAGUUGAAGGAGAAACCAAUUUUCAAUACAAAAUUCACCUUAUUUAUCAGCCUUAUAACGACAUGGUAAUAACUAUUGCUCCAAGUGAUUCGACUCAAUUCACUCUUUCAGCAACUUCGCUUACAUUUACAUCAAGUAAUUAUGCAACAGAUCAAACUGUUACUGUGUCUGUAUUAAGGACUUCAAAUAGUAAUUCUCAAUGAACUAGCAAGAUUACCCACUCUGUUACCACUUACUCAACAGACUUUGUAUCUUCUUUUUCUGCUGUUUCAUCAUCAGGAGACCUAACUCUUACAGUUUUUCAUGAAAUCACUACAGCAGUUAUAAUAGAUUCAGUUCCUGUUAUGGUUGAAGGAGGUACCAGCGUAACCUAUCAUGUUUAUCUUUCUCAAGCUCCUACAGCCGAUGUUAGAAUAGCUAUUUCAACCAGCGGUGGAGAUUUAACGAUUUCCCCGACAAAUUUUUUCUUCACAUCAUCUACUUGGGAUCAAUCAAAUCAGAAAACAGUGACUGUCACUGCUCCUUAUUCUAGCUAUAACACUGGAGGCAUCAAUUCAUAUACUCUUACUCAUGCUAUCUCAGCAGAUGACCCAUAUUUCACCAACGCUGUAAUUCUUCCAACUCCUUGCAACGCCUAUGUCAUCAAAAAAGACACGUCAGCUGUCCUUAUAUCUGAAUCAGUGGUCUUUCAAGAAGGCUUAACCGGAUCAUACAGCAUCGUCCUUACAACUGAGCCACAAGACUCCGUCACAAUUUCUCUUAGUUCUACUUCAACCAUGAUUUCAUUUUCACCUACUUCUCUAGUGUUUACUAAAAGCGAUUAUGAUAUUCCUCAAUCAAUUUCUCUGAGUUCAGUUGAAGGAAGCUCACCAAGAGGCUUACAAUAUUCAAUAACAAUCACUCAUACAGUUACCUCACUCCCCCCCCUUUAAAUUGAAACAAAAAAUUUUGUUUCAAUUUAAAGGGGGGGUUAAGAAAAUUUUUUAUAAAAAAAAUUUAUAUAUAAAAAUUUUUUCAGAGAUAAAAUUUUAUAGAAAAUAAAUUAUAUAAAUUUAAAGAGACAAUAAAUUGAACAAUUGGAUAAAAUAGAGUUUAAUUUCUAAAUCUUAUAUGUUUGAAGCAUAUUAAAUAGGGUAUUAACGUAUUUACAUAUAAAAUAAUGAUUUUUUACCUAUAAAAUUUUCUAUUAUAAUAAAAUUUUGUUUCAAUUAAAAGGGGGGGUAAUUUCCCAAAAAAGUAGGAAUUUUACUAUAUUUUUGUUUCAAUUUAAAGGGGGGGGGGAGUCAGGAGACUCAAGCUAUAACGGCAUCACUCCUAUUCCAGGAAAUGAUAUCAAAGUCACUGCUGUCAACCCAUGCAGAGGAGGCUUGUGGGCUUGGCCGCCUGGUACUGGAAAAUGCAACUUAUGUCCUCAAGGCUACAAAUGCCCUACUUUAUAUGGAGAUAAAGUUGCCUGCAGCUCUAACCAGUAUUCGCCACUUGGAGUAUGGAACUGUAUUGACUGCCCUCCUGGGCAUUCUUGUGAUGGAACUAAUAUGCCUAAACCUUGUGAUAUUGGGUAUACUGCUGCUUGGGGUUCUGGAGUAUGUACAGCUUGCACUGGGGUCUCUUGUGACUUGCAUGGACAUGGUAAUGUAGCUGUUCCUGAUGGAAUGUAUAUAAGAGGAGAUGGACACAGCUUAUACCAAUGUCCGCCUGGGUCAAAAUGCACUGGAGGCUCUUACAGCACUUGUUCAAGUGGACAAUAUUCUCCGCCUGGUUCUUCUACAUGCAUUAGCUGUCCUUCAGGUGCAUAUUGUCCUAAUACCAGCAGCUCUCUUCCAGUUCUAUGUGAUCCUUACAGUUACUCUACAGGAGGUACCGAUACUUGUCAUUACUGCCCAGUUGGCUACUCAUGUACUUCAUCAGGCAAAACGGCAUGCGCAAGCGGGAAAAUUUCUUUGGAAGGCUGGAUGGAAUGCUUGACUUGUGAUGUUUUGUGCCAUGGAGGAGGGUCCUCAAGCAAAUGUAGCUGGGGCCAGUAUCUGGAUUCUUCAAAUAUAUGUCAGACAUGUGAUGCGGGCUACGAGUGCGACGGAACAUAUAAAAAGCCAUGCCCAUUAGGGUACUAUUCUUCAUCAGGAGCUUCAGGAUGUAUCAGAUGUGCUAUUGGAACUUAUAGUAACACUAUUGCUUCUACAGCUUGCACCAGCCUUUCAACAACUAAAGCUACAAUAGCGAAUAUGGUUCACUUCGGAGAAAUCGGAUGCUAUAGAGGUUCUGUUAAAAAUUCUGGAGGCUAUGCAUGCACUUCUUGCCCUCCUGGAAAGAAUUGUGACAAUCCGUUCACAACAGUGACUUGCCCUGUAGGAUAUUUUUGUCCAUCUGUGCCUCUUUAUCAAAGCUCAGCAGCAACCCAAACUCCAUGCCCAAGCGGCUAUUAUACAGGGAGCACGGGUGGGACCAGUCUUAGUUCAUGCAGCUCAUGUGCGGCAGGAUACUAUUGCACAAUAGCAAGCUCAGCAGAAACUACAUGCCCAGCAGGCCAUUAUUGUCUUGCUUAUACAUCUAUUCCUGACAUGUUUCCUUGUCCUGAAGGAUACUACAGAGCCUCAACUGGUGGAGCUGCUUCAUCAGACUGCUCAGCUUGCACCCAAGGAUAUUUCUGCCCAGAAGGAACGAGUGUCCAAUAUCCAUGCCCAGCUGGCACAUGAUGUGCAGCUCAAUCUGCUUAUGUCAACUAUUGUGCUGCAGGCACUACAUCAGCAAUGUCUGCAGCUUAUACCAGCGGAAGUUGUUCGGGUGCAACUUGCACUGCAGGAUAUUAUUGCACCCCUGGAUCUGCUCCUCUUCCAUGCCCAAUUGGUACUUAUAACACAAACACUGGAAAGGGAUUUGUAUGGGAUGCCUGCACUUUUUGUGACGCAGGCUAUGCUUGCAAACAAAUGGGUCAAUCUGCUACAGCAACUACAAGUUGUGAUGCAGGCCACUAUUGCCCUGAAGGGACUGAAUUUGCCCGCCAAUUUCCAUGCCCUGCAGGCUACUAUUCAGACUCAACUUCCUUGAAUGAAGCAAGCGGAUGCUUUGCUACAAAUACUAGUCCUGAUAUUGGCUCAUGUACAGCUGGCAAGUAUUGCCCUCCAGGCACUGUUUCAACAACCCAAAUUUCUUGUCCUAGAGGUUACUAUUGCUCUCUUGGGACUGUUUUUAGUCACACAACCCCAUGCAGCGCAGGCUAUUAUUCUUGGUCACGAGGAAAUGCUGGUGACUCAGACUGUACAAUUUGUCCUAGUGGCAGAUAUUGUAUUAGAGGGGCAUCUCAAGUCUCUGGCUGGUAAUACAUAAACCCUCCUACUCCCCUCAAUACCAAAUUACCUAGUCAUGAUAAUAAAAAAUAUAAGAAAUAUUGCAGUAUUAUUUAUCCACGCGAUUAAAACGCGAUUUAUAGCAUGUUUCCAAAUAUAUGAAUACUUUAUUUCACAUCCCUACUAUAUACAAAUUUUUACAUAGUAAAAUUAUUUAGACUAAUAAAGAAAUACGCUGAAUAUUGCUAAUUAUCGCUUUUUAAGUAUAAAUAUAGUUGAAUUCUGCUUUAAAAUGGAUAGACACAGAUAAAUAGAUUCAAGCAUAAUUAUGUAUCAUAGGCACAUACAAUAGCAUCGAUUUUGCUAAAUUAAUGCGUUUAAAAAAUUUUAUAUGGUUAAAUAGCUUAUUUUAUAUAUUAAGCAUGAUAUAUCUCAUUUAAGUUUAAUACAAAAUUUUAGCAAAUUUGCUAGUCAUAUACAAUUUUGUAUAUAGUAGAAUAUGAUAAAAGUAUGAAUAUGUGUGUAAACAUGCUAUAAAUCGCGUUUUAAUAGCUUAGGAGCGAAAAUGUUGAAUGCCUCUAUAUUUCUUAUUAUCAAGACUAGGUAGAAGGUAGGAAGAGGGUGGGUUUAGGCUUGACCAUCUGGCUAUUGUUCUCAAGGAUAUUACUGCGCCUCAGGCUCCACUCUUCCUGAUAAUAAAAACAAACAGUGCGGCGAUGGAAAAUAUCAACCUUACUAUAAUGCAACAUCAUCUAGUGACUGUAAGACUUGUCCAGCUGGCAGUUUUUGUUGGGCUGGUUCUGCUUUCCCUAUCCUUUGCCCAGCAGGAACUUAUUCUAGUGCUUCUACUGGAAGUGAUUCCAGCUGUUCUUCCUGCACUGCAGGCCAAUAUUGUCCUCAAGGAACAGCAUCUGGGUCUCUACUUGAUUGCCCAGCUGGUUAUUAUUCAAAUGCAGGUGCUUCUACAUGCACAAUUUGCCCUAAUGGAUAUUAUUGUGAGGGAGCUACAUCAGGAACAACUUGUCCUUCAGGAAAAUUCUGUCCAAUAGGAACCAGUGUGGAUCCAACAUCAGAUUCAGAUUAUGAUUGCCCAGCUGGAUACUAUUGCGCUUCAGGCACAACAAGUCCUACUCCUUGUUCUGUAGGAAAAUAUAAUCCUGAUACCGGGAAAUCUAGCUCUAGCGACUGCACAAGUGCCGAUGCAGGCUAUUAUUCUCUUCUUGGAUCAUCUUCUAAUAUUGGUUACUGCGAACCUGGAUAUUAUUGCCCAGAAGGGUCAACUGGUCCAUAUCAAUAUCCUUGUCCUGCAGGAUAUUAUCGAUUCACGAUUGGUGCCACUGAUUCAGAUGACUGCUCUUCAUGUACCGCUGGAUAUUAUUGCCCGUUAGGGACUGCUUCGCCUAUAAUCUGUCCAAUUGGCUACUAUUGUGAAUCCUCAAGCUCCACGCCUGCUUUUUGUCCGUCUGGAACUGUUGGGUUGUCUGAAGGAUUAACAUCAAGUUCUGCCUGCACAGAUUGCCCUACAGGGUCUUAUUGUUCAACUCCAGGGCUCUUAGUUCCAGAUGGUUCUUGCACUCAAGGCUAUUCAUGUGACUCAGGUAGCUCUUCAUCUACUCCAACAGGUAGUGAUUGCACUGCAGGAGGAUACUGUGAGCCAGGGUUUCCAGCAAAAAGAAAUUGUCCUCCGGGCAGUUACAAUCCCAAUGAAGGUGCCAAAGAUGUAAGUUGGUGUUUGCCAUGCACAGCUGGAUACUACUGUUUAGGAAGUGAAUCAGAUAUUUCUACAAAUUUAUGUGCUGCUGGCUAUUAUUGUCCUACAGGCUCAUUUUGGUCUAACUCUCCCCCCCCUCCGUGAGUGAGCAAAAACAUUUUGUUCACUCACGGAGGGGGGUUAAUUUUAUUUUUUUAAAAAAAAUUUAUAUAUAAAAUUUUAUAAAAAUCAUUUUUUUUUCGAAAUUUAAAAAAAUCCUAAUUCGCAAAAAUUAGAAAGCAAAUAUUAAUUUAAUUUAUAAAAUUUAUGUUUUAAAAAGCAAUUCGUUUAAAAUUAAACAGAAUUAGUUCUAGAUUUCAUUAUACUAAUUAUCAUUUAUAUAUCAAAAUUUUUUUUCCAUAAAAAAUUUUUGUAUUAAAAAAAUUUUUGUUAACUCACGGAGGGUGGGUUUUUGGGCAAAAAAUAGGGAUUUUUCUAAUGGUUUUGUUCACUCAAGGAGGGGGGGGAGUAAGCAAAACAUUACUCCCUCAGGAAGUUAUACGACAUCUGGGCAAUACACUUACACUCAAUGCGCUCUUCCUCAGUAUAACCCUAUCUAUGCUCAGUCAACUUGUAUUGACUGCCCUCAAGGAUUUUAUUGCAAUGCGAACGGCAUGACUGAUCCAAUUGUAUGUCCUGUUGGUAGCUAUUGUAUUACAAAUCAAAGCUAUUAUACUCAAUGUCCCAUUGGAACUUUUAACCCUAGACUAGCUUUAACGCAGCAGUCUGACUGCUUAUACUGUCUGCAAGGCUAUUUUUGUCCAACCACAGGCCUUUCUUCUCUUUCCUCACGCAAAUGUGAUCCUGGAUACUACUGUUAUAGAGGAGCAACAGUUAAUAAGCCUAGUGAUGCAAAUACUGCUAGUGGAUACUACGGAAUCUGUCCAGCCGGAGCUUACUGUCCUCAAGGCAGUGCAGGCCCGAUUGCAUGCCCAUCUGGGUAUAUGAGAUCCUCUCAGCUUGGCACUCAAUCAUCUGACUGUACACAAUGCACUCAAGGUUACUAUUGCACAAAUGUGAAUUCAACGACUACUACUGAUCAAUGCGAUGCUGGAUAUUACUGCUUUGCAGGGUCUAGAUGACAAAGACCUUACAUUAUUGAUUCAACCCAUACACAAUAUUGCGCUGCAGGAGAAUACUGCUUAAAAGGCUCAUAUGAACCUACAGAUUGUCCUUCGGGAACUUACCAAGACUUAGAUUAUCAGUCUACCUGCAACACAUGUCCAGCAGGGUACUACUGCCCACAAGGGACAAGUGACUAUUCAGUCCUUCCAUGUCCUGCUGGCUAUUACUGUCCUUCAGGAACUCAAUAUAACAAUCAGUAUCCUUGUCCAUCAGGGACCUAUAAUCCGAGAACAGGAAUCUUAUCUUAUAUUAUCUAUAACGUUUAACGUCCACUACGGGGUCGCCAGCUCCAGAGCUGCCACCAUAUUUUUCCACGUGUCGGGCCCAGAGACCGCUGGGUCGAUCCCCUUUUGAUCACCAAAAGACACAGGUGAAUAUGAUGUUCCGGCUUCGACGGGCUUCGCUGCCGCCACGGCUUUAUUUCGACUCAGCUCCUGCGCGUGUUCCGCCUGAGGGUCCAUCUCCCUUGGGAUGUGCUGAGGGGGUAAAAACUCCAGAUCUUGAUCGCACUGAGGAGCAGUUCCUCUGGUUAUCUCCAAAGUUAAGCCGCUAUUGCUGUGCAGAAGUUCUUGAGGUGAAAACCCAACCCUAUAAAUAAAAUUGCUUGAGUGAGAGAAAGUUAGCGGAGCUGACUUCGCUUGAGCGAAAGCCAUUUUAUUUAUCCGAGAACAGGAAUCACUGAUUCUUCUAUGUGUCUACAAUGCCCUCCAGGUAAAUAUUGCCAGGACAUAGGCCAAAGUACUUAUGCAGGCACAUGCACUGGCGGGUAUUUCUGUAAAAAAGGCUCAAAAUCUGCUACCCCCCAGGUUUCAUACCCUGGAGAUUCAAAUGGUGGAAAGUGUAUUGCAGGGUAUUACUGCCCUGCUGGAGCUGCAUAUGCAUUUGAAUGCGAUGGAGGUUAUUAUUGUGCUACUGGGACACUUAAUGCUCCAACUGGUCAAUGCAGUGCAGGCUACUAUUGCAUUGGUGGGUCAACUACUGAUAAACCUACUGAUGGAACUCAUGGUAAUAUUUGUCCAGCAGGCUAUUACUGCCCCAUAGGAUCCAUUUCUCCAAUUGCAUGCCCUAAAGGAACAUACCUGGGCUCUAAAGGAAAUGAUGACGUAUCUGACUGUAUUAAUUGUCCCGCCGGAGAAUACUGUGGAGAUUCAGGACUUUCGGCCCCAACAGGAUCAUGUGCAGCAGGAUUUUAUUGUUCUGGAUCAAAUUACGAAUACAUGCCGCUUUCAGGAAAAUGUACUGCCGGUAAUUAUUGUCCAGCUGGAAGUGGCAGCCAAACAUCAGUUUCUCCAGGGUAUUACCAAGACCAGACAAUGCAAUCAACUUACAAGAAGUGCCCUCAAGGCUACUAUUGUCCUAGCUCUGGAAUGACAACUCCUACCGCAUGCGAGGCUGGCUAUUAUUGCCCUCAAGGAUCUAUAAACCAUUUAGAAUGCCCAGCAGGAACUUAUAAUGAGAAAACGCAGCGUUGGCAGCUCAGCGACUGCUUGUCUUGCCCACCAGGCAAAUACUGUGAAGGAACAAGUAACGUCAGUUGGGAUGGAGACUGCCAAGAAGGUUACUAUUGCAGAGGUGGCGCUGUCCAAAAAAAUCCAAAUAACGAUGCUCAAGGAGGCAAAUGUCCAAAAGGCUAUUACUGCCCAGCUGGUAGUGUUUUGCCUACUAAAUGCACUCCUGGCUCUUAUUGCGCUACUACUACUUUAGACGUCGUUUCUGGAAGCUGCACUCAGGGCUACUAUUGCUUGGAAGGAGCUACUUCUCCAACUCCAAGAGAUGGAGUUACUGGUGCUGUUUGUCCUGUAGGCUACUAUUGCCCAUCAGGCUCUGCAAUGCCAACUCCUUGCGAUCCUGGAUACUAUCAAUCAUCUCACUCCAGUCCUCAUCAGUAAUUAAAUAAAAAUACUUUGUUUGCUCACACAAGAAAUUGAUUUUUUUUUUUUAAAAUUUCCAUUAGGUCAGAAUUUGCAAAUUUAUAAAUUCUAGUAUUAAAAUGUAAGUUAUUUUAAAUUAAAUAAAAUCAGCUCGGUACUUUUUAUUUUAAUAAGUAUCACUUGCAUAUCAAAAUGAUUUUUAUAUUAAAAAUAAAAUUUGCUCAUUCACAGAGGUUAUUUUUCCUAAAAUUCAUGAUUACCAUUUCUCGCUCACAGAGGGAGAGCUAGCAAAAAUAUCAGUCUUCAGAUUGUAUUAUCUGCCCAGCAGGGUAUUAUUGUGCCCAUAGAGCUUCAUCAGUUAUCACAGGAAUUUGCACUGCUGGUUAUUAUUGUCCUCAAGGCCAAAUUACGCCAACUCCAAUUGCUUAUAUAUGUCCAUAUCAAUUUUUGGUGUUAUUAGCCAAUAGAGAAUACGGGAAAUCUAUAAAAUGCGAGCUAGAUAUUUCUAUAUGACAAAUAAUUUGAAUAGUCUCAUUAAUAAGAGCUAUUUAUUAUUAGCAAAUGCUGAUCUAUAUAUAGAGUAAAAAUUUUAUACUAAAUUUGACUGUAAAAAAUUAUAAAUCGAAAUUGUUCUGAUCUUAGAAUCAAGAAUUCACCCUUUCAUAUAAACAAUUGAUCCAUAUAUGAUCUCCAAUAAGUCUGUAGACCAAAAAUGAUAAAUGCUUGUUUCAAGGGAUUAGAUUAUCUUAUAUAUUAUUAAAAAAGGAAAUCGCAUGUUUCAUUGAAAGAGGAACAAUUCCGUUUUUUAAUGAGAGAAUGGUUUAUUAGACUCAAAAAAAUGGCUACAAAAAAACAUGCAAAGGGUACUUCUGCGCGUAUUUGGAUAUCAAAUAUACUUGCGUAAAUACACGCUAAAUCAUGCAGCAAGAUACCAAAAUAUGAUGUAGAUUUGAACUAUAUUUGCUAUAAUUUGCAUUUUAUCGAUAUAUAAAUACGAAACAUAUAUAAUAGAAAAAUACGAAAUCAUUCUCUCUAUAUCGCCAUUUUUUAUUUAAAAAGAAACAAUUUUUUAAUAUAAAUUUUUGCACACAAAAUUCAAGAUUUACUGUAGACACUUUGAAUAAACUGACUUUGUGAUUGUUUGCAUAGAAAAACUUAUUUUAAAAAAUAUAUUUAACAAAUUUAUUGUAUUUCCUAGACUUUAGAGAGAUUUGUCAAUUAAAAUACAGUAAUCUUAACUAACUUUUGCUAAAAAUAAUACUAAUGGUAAUAUUUUAUCUAACACCCUUUUAUUAGUUGAGGAACUUUAAAUUUCUGUAUUAAAUAAAUUUACGCACUUUAUGCGCUUUUCUUUCAAGCAUAUUUGCGCCUUUCAUAAAAUGGCGCAAACAUACAAUAUAUGCUCUAUAAAUAGAAUUUUAAGCUAUAUUGUAUUUAUUAAGAUAAUGUUGAUUAUAUUUAAUUAAUUUUAAAUUUUAUUAGUUGGAAUGAAUAGCAAAGAUUACUGUAUUUGCAUUAACUAUUUGGGACUUUUAAAGAGAUUUUUGAAAGCGAACUAUCAAUAGCAUGGUGCAGAAGUGUAAAAAUACUUAAUAUAAGUAAUUCCUUUAAUUAUUGAUCAGUUACAGUAAAUCUUGAAUUUUGUGUGCAAAAAUUUUUAUAUUAAAAUUGUUUCUUUUUAAAUAAAAAAUGGCGAUAUAGAGAGAAUGAUUUCGUAUUUUUCUAUUAUAUUUGUUUCGUAUUUAUAUAUCGAUAAAAUGCAAAUUAUAGCAAAUAUAGUUCAAAUCUACAUCAUAUUUUGGUAUCUUGCUGCAUGAUUUAGCGUGUAUUUACGCAAGUAUAUUUGAUAUCCAAAUACGCGCAGAAGUACCCUUUGCAUGUUUUUUUGUAGCCAUUUUUUGAGUCUAAUAAACCAUUCUCUCAUUAAAAAACGGAAUUGUUCCUCUUUCAAUGAAACAUGCGAUUUCCUUUUUUAAUAAUGUAUAGGAUAAUCUAAUUCCUUGAAACAAGCAUUUAUCAUUUUUGGUCUACAGACUUAUUGGAGAUCAUAUAUGGAUCAAUUGUUUAUAUGAAAGGGUGAAUUCUUGAUUCUAAGAUCAGAACAAUUUCGAUUUAUAAAGAAUUAACUAUUUUAUGUUUUAGGGACCAGCGGCAGAUACAAUUGCAAAGAGUAAAACAAUUUUUUUACAAUCAAAUUUAGUAUAAAAUUUUACUCUAUAUAUAGAUCAGCAUUUGCUAAUAAUAACUAACUCUUAUUAAUGAGACUGUUCGAAUUAUUUGUCAUAUAGAAAUAUCUAGCUCGCAUUUUAUAGAUUUCCCAUAUUCUCUAUUUUUUUUAAUGUGCGCAAUUUUUUCCCAUUUAUUUUUCAUAUAAUUUAAAAAAAUCAAGUAAGCAUUAGUGUGCAAAUCACUUUAAUAUUUGUCAAAAUGAGUGCAUAUGCUUUAUUAUCCCUACUUAUAUGUCCUAUUGGAAAUUACUGCCCUUCUCGUUCUGCAACUCAAACAAGCUGUGCAGCUGGUACUUAUCAAGAUCAAAAAGGGCAGUCAAGUUGCAAAAACUGUCCUGCAGGAUUUUAUUGUGACGCUGGCGCUACAACUCCUACAAAAUGCACUGCAGGCUACAUGUGUCCACUCGGCACUUCAAGUAGCACACGUGUCCCAUGUGGUAAUGGAGAAUAUCAACCAUUUGAAGGCCAAAGCAGCUGUUUAACUUGUCCAAUGGGCUACGAAUGUGGAGCAGGCCCUCUUACCAGCCCAACCACUUGCCCAAUUUAUAGUUACUGCGUAGCAGGUACAAACUCUCCGGCCCCAUCUUGUCCAUCUGGAACAUAUACUGAUGAAACAGGUCUCCAAUCUAAAUCUCAAUGCAAACAGUGCCCUGCUGGAAAAUAUUGCACUAAUGGCAAGAUACAAGCAGAUUGUGAUGCUGGCUACUAUUGCAUUUCUGGUUGCAAUACUCCAACUCCAGAUUCUUAUACAAAUACAGGAUAUGGGCAGCCUUGUCCUGAAGGUCACUAUUGCUUGGCUGGAGCUACAUUGCCAACACCAUGUCUGGCCAAGCAUAGGUAGCAACCCCACACCCCCACCCCCAUCCCCCCAAUAAGGGGAACCCCCACCCCCCCACCCCCCUCUCGGGUUUAUUCUAUAGAAGUAAUUGAUAGGAAAUAAGCAAAAUAAAUUAAAUAUAACCCAAUUAAAACACUAUAUUGAUAAAUUAAGUCCACAAAUUACUUUAUAUUUAUAAAUUUAAAUUAAUUAGCAAUUAAUUAGAAAAUAUAUUAAAUUUGCUUUUUAUAUUUAUAAAUAUAAUGCCAAAGAUAUAGAUAAUGGCAUUAAUUAUUAAAUGAGCCAAGCACAACACAAUAACUUGCAUUAAUUUAUUGAUUCAUACAUUAAAGCUAAUCUAAUGUCCAUUGUACAAGGAUUGCAGGACUGAAUUGGUAACAGGAUUCAAUAGUGGUAGUAAAACUAGUAUUUGCUAUUGUCAAUUUUACUUUUGGAUCUCUAAUUCGACUUUUAGCCAUUGUUCCACAAAGUUCAUAAAUAUAUGCAGGAUAUAUUGCUAAUUAAUACCAAAGAUCAUUAUUAUGCUCGCUAACAAAUUUUCAUAUGUGGUGUGCUUAGUAGUUAUAGGAAAUUCUCACCUCAUUCCGCCUACUCAUUAAUCGAUUGUGCUACGCUAUGUAGAUAUUGUAUAAAUCAGUAAUUUUGAAUAUUUAAAAUAAUAAUUUAUUUAUUACGUCUGCUCUAAAUUGGCAUUUGUCAUAUAUUUAUGCUAUAUUAAGGGGGGGUGGGGGUGCCAUCUGUGAAAGGGGGGUGGGGGUGCCAUUUUUUAGGGGGGGUGGGGGUACCACUUUUAGGGGGGUGGGGGUGUGGGGGUGUGGGGUUGCGACCCUAUGCUUGACCACCAUGUCCAUCAGGGAAGUUUAGAACUCAAACAGGAGGAGCCCAAUCAUCAGAUUGCACAGAUUGCGAUGCAGGUUAUUACUGUAUAGCCAAUGACCCAGUUCCAAAAGAAUGUCCAGCAGGUGCCUAUUGUCCAGCUGGUUCAAAUACCCCUACUUAUUGCAAUGCUGGCUACUAUUCUCUUUAUCCUCAGCAAAGCUCUUCAACUACCUGCACAAUCUGUCCAUCAGGCUACUUAUGUCUUUAUCAAGGUACAGCUGAUUAUUCUAACUACCCUUGCUCUCCUGGCUACUAUUGUACAACAGGGACACUCUCUUUGACAUCAUCUCCUGCAGGAGUUUAUUCCCCAGGCUAUAAAGCUGGCUCUGUUUCCGAUUUAGUUGACUGUCCUUCAGGAUAUUACUGUGUGGAGCAAUCAACUGGCUAUAAUUACUGUGUAGUUGGGGAGUAUUGCCCUACAAAGUCUUCAACUCCUUCUACUUGUUCAUCAGGAAACUACUGUGACAAUGUAAGUUCAAGCCCUACAGCAUGUCCAGCUGGCUGGUAUUGCCCCGGCUAUACUAGUGAAAUGUCUGAAUAUCCACCUUUGAUAUGUCCUGAUCGAAAAGUUUGCAAGCAAAGCUGCUCAUCUCCAGUCACUUGUGAUGCUGGGUAUUAUGUGAUAACUGCCACAACUAUUGUCAAUGUAGUAACACCUUCAUGUAAUGGCUGUCCUCCUGGGAAAUAUUCAACUGAUACAACUGAAAAGUGCUAUGACUGCUCUGCAGGCUAUAUGUGUACUGGAGAAACUCCGACCCCAACCCCUGUAAAUCUAGAUACUGGCUACCAAUGUGCUAAAGGGUAUUAUUGCCCUGUUGGAGCUUUAAAAGAAUACGCAUGUCCAGAAGGCACAUAUAGCAUUGAUGAAGCUCUGACUAGUUUAAGUGCUUGCACUAACUGUCCAGUUGGAAAAUACAACGACCUCCCAGGCCAAACUUCUUGCAAAACUUGCGGAACUUAUGCAACAAGCAAAGAAGGGGCUUCACAAUGCACUUGUAUUGGAAAUUACCGUGUCUAUCUCCAAGCCACUGGCUAUUGUGUAUGCCAAACUGGCUAUGAAUACAUUGACAGCUCAGGAAAUGACUUGAGCGAUAAAAAUGGCAAAGAUGACUGUGUGCAAAAGAUAAUUAAAAUAUGGCGUCUUCGUCUAGGCAUGGCCUCCCGGCCAUGCAGCCUCGACUCAUAUUUUAAUUAUAUCCGGCAAGGUUUUACCAUUUCAGAGAUGGACAGCAAUGCUAGGUAAGCAAUUCUGGUAGCUUUCAGAGCCUAGCCCUAGUCUAUUCUCAGGGGUGGAUUUUUCCUCGUGGGGAAGGAAGGUGCAGGGUUGGAAAGGGGAAGCCCAGCAAAGUCCUCUGGACCAUUCGGGCAACUCCCUAGCGUGAAACUGGGCGUUACGUCCCAGGCUUUGCAUUUUUCCCUUUUGCCGAUAGCCGACCAGAAAAAUCCAUUUUUUGGGUUUUUCGGAAAAGCAACCCAUGUACAAGCAAGUAGCUCAUCCAUGAGCCGUCGAAGACGUGGACAUUUGCCCUAGAAGCACCUUGGCGAUCGAAGCGAGUUUGUCUCCAGCAGGCUGGUGGGCCCGAUGCGACGAAAGGCGAGUGAUAAACCUGGAGUUGUAACCCCGUAGUGGACGUUAAGCGAUAUAAAUUCUAUAAAAUAAGAUAAGAUAAGACUGUGUGCAAAAGGUUUAUACAAGGUGCAACUCUGGAGAUGUCAGAGAUCAGUUAGGUAAAUGCAGAAGCACGUCUGAUUGCUCUAGUGAGUGCAAUGGAGGGAGCGGAGAAAGAUCUCCAUCUACUGGGCUAUGUGAAUGUACAGAAGUUGAUGACGUUAAUAAUAUUUGCAAUGAAAAUUGCAGAGAUACAAGUAAUACGAUGACUUAUAAUAGUGGAGGACAGUUUGUGAUUUAUAAUCCUACGACUGGAAAAUCAGAAGCAGUUGCUUCUACAGAUGUAGAUGGACUUCAAGGCAGCGCCGCUUGCUAUCCAGGCAAAUCUUGCAAAGUCCAUAGCGUUGAAAUGACCUCUAGUGGAAAAAUUAAUGGCCUUUUUGGUGUCACUAGUUCAGUUAAAAGCUCUAAGUCCUCUUCAAGAAUUCUAGCCACAACUGACAGCUCGAAAUAUAUCCAAAACCCUGUUAUUUGCUUAAACAUUGGUGAGACAAUGGCAUUUUCUGUUAUCAAGCCUGACCAUUAUCCUGUCUACAUGAAAAAAUCUUUGAUAAACUCCAACCCUACUUUUGACUAUAGCGAAUUCACUGCUCUUGCUGAUAGUAUGAAAAAUGGAGAAAACAUCACAGUAUUUGUAUUCACUUUUAACCAAGGCGGUGUUUAUCUAUUUGCAGAUGCUGCAGAUACAAGCCAGCAAAUGAUUGUAGGUGUGAUGACAGACAGUUCAGAAUGUCCAUACUCUGAUUCGCAACUUCAGCCACGAACUGCUGCUUCGAUCCACCUUAUAAGAACUAAUCUUAAGGGCGAUAUCAUCCAAAGUGUCGAUUGGAAAGUUGUAGUUGGCCUCAUGAUUUCUUUACUCCCCCACUUAAAAAAUUAGCAAAAUUUUUAGUUUUUGGGUAAUUUAACUCUCUUUAAACAGAAACAGCAUUUAAUGAUUAUAAAAAUAAAUAAUAAUUUUAUACAAAUAAUUUUUAUACACAAUUUAAGAAUAUAAUUAAUUUAUUUUAAAUAGGGCUCUAUAUUUAAGCAAAAUUAAAAUUUCCAAUCAAAAUUUUUAUAUUUCUUUUCAUAAAUUUAAAAUUUUUAUAUAUAAAAAAAUAUUCAAAGUUUGAACAAUUUUUUCCCCAACUAAUGUGUAGUUAGUAGUGGCAGUACUUAUAUUUACAGCUCUAUUCUAUUACUAUACCAAGUUCACCUGGGAAAUAAGACUUAUGAAAAGAGUGCCAUACAGAGAACAAAAUAAACAUCUUAAAAUCAUAGGUGAUGAAGGGACCCGAACAACAAUGCAGCUAGUUAUAGAUGGAAAAGAAGCGGGAAGUGAUUCAUCAGAGGUAGAAGAAAUAAGAGAAAUGAUCUUUGAAAAAGUCCCAGAAGUAGCUAGCUUUGAACCUACCAACUACUUAGACGAGCAUAACCAAGUUGACAAUUCUUUGAUUCAAGCUAUCAAGGAAAAAAUCAGAAACAACAAUAAGCUUGUGAUGAAAUUCUUAGAAGACAGUGCUGCAGACUCUCAAGAUAGACUACAAAGACUUGCUAACGAAACUGAAGAACUACGAAAUCUGCUCUAUGACUUAUUAAACCCUCUUAGCAAACUAGUCGGAAAGCCAGCGAAAAAAACUCUUGACGACAAACUAUCAGCUAGAGACGAAAGUAUCAUAGGAUCUGCCCCAACUACGCUCAUCCCUGACAUUGAAUAUCAAGAAGCACUCAACGAAAUUGCUGAAAACGGUGCUUUAAUUGACCAAGACAAAAACAAGCUUAUGAGUGAGCUUAAUUCUGAGCUGCAGAAGCUCGAAGAAAACAUCAAAGCAGAUAAAUCAAAGCAUGAUGAUGAACUUGCAAUGAGACUCGCUCUAAGAGCCAAGCGGCGAAAGGAGCUGGAAAGAGAGAAAAAGGAACUUGAAAGAGAAGAAAAAAAUCUUGCAAAAGCUCAGCAAAACGAAAUUUGGGAAGCCAAAAUGGUCUUUGAUGAAGAAGAAAAAGCCUUACAAGAAGACUUUAAUAGAGAAAAAGAAGAAAUCAGGAGGACUGUUCUUGGCAGUCAAGUCGCAGAACUGCAAGAUAAGCUUCAAAAGAUGAUAGAAGACCACCCAGAAAAGACACAAGAAUAUAUCAGGCAAUAUGAGCAACAUGUAGAAGCUUUAGAGAACAAUUUGACUAUAAACCAAAUGAGGCAGCACCAAGAAUUAGUCAAAAGACUUGAAGAAAAGAAAAACCAAAGAAGGGCUCAGCUUAAAGAAAAGCAAGCCAAAAUGGAAGCAGAAAUCAAAAACAAGCAAGCCAUGGAAAGAGAAGAAAUUGAGCAGAAGAAAAAAGACCUCGAAAUUGAAGAAGCCAUCGCAGAAGCUUUACCAAUCGUGACCAAAGACCAAACAAAUAAAGAACUCGAAGACCUCGAGAAAAAGCAUAAAGAUGAACUAAUUGAGUAUGAAAAAGAGCUGAAAACACAAGAAAACCAAGAAGUCACUGCACUACAGAAGCAAGCAACCAUGAAAGAAAGCAAACUGACUCAGCUAAAGGCAGACCUAGAAAAACAAAAGAAAAAACUUAUGGAGUCUGUUGCUACAGCUACUGAUGAAGAAAAAGAUAUUUUGUACCAAGAUUUAGCUAUGAAUGAAAUGAAACUUAAAGAACUUGCUGAAAAAGUCUCUCAGGAACAGAAGAAAAAUUUAGAUGACAGGCUGGAAUUUAGGAGAAAGAAGAGAGAUGAAAGGCUUAAAGCGCUUAAACAAAAGCAAGAAGAAGAAAGAAAAGCAGUAGAACUCCAAGCUAAAAAUAAAGCCAAUGAAAAUAAAGCAAUAGAAUUAGAGCAAGCAAUUAAGCAAGCACUUUCUAAACUUCCUGUUGAUAAACAAAAUGACGCACACAUAAAAAUGGCAUGGCGAGCCAGCCUGCCCUCUUGAAGCCUAUAGCCAGACAGGAGUCUAGGGACUUUUAUGGAAGGAGAGCAGCGAACGGCGAGUGUCUCAAGCCAUGUUUUUUUUGGUCUGAUGGAGCGCAGUGUCGGGCUGACCUAACGAAGGCUCGCAUCCAGUGCAAGGCUUUACCCCGAGGGAGGAUGGAAUUUGGAAAGGGAUACCCCAGCAGCAAGGACAAGUUUAUUCUCGAUAGAUAGCCUGACAAGAAAAUUUGCUUUUCUAAUUUUCGGAAAAGGAUGUACGGCACGGUGACCUAGCGUCUUUACCAGCAGAUUGCGAGUGCAAGCCCUCGACCUUAGGGAGCAACACAUGCCUUUAAGCCGUGGAAUUGGAUUGGCAAGCAGCAGGGUGUCGCGAAGCAAGGGACGUGAAAGCCGAUAUGGCCGCCCAGGAGCUACUCGAUAAUAAUCUAAGUUUAAGACAAACAAAAUGACGCCAUAAAAGCUCUUCUUGAAGAAAAGCACGAGCAAGAAAGACUCAAACUCAAGAAAAAACUGCGGAAAAAGCUGAGAGACUGCCAAAAGGAUGCUAUCAGAGAAGUCAUGAGGAUGAAAGCAAGCGAUCUAGAAAUCUUAAGAAACGAAUUCAAAGAAAAGGUCAAAGCUGCAGGCAGAGACUCUGAAGCUCUCUCACAAAUCCAGCAAGAAGAAACUGAAGCACUAAAUAGAAUUGAUUAUCACUAUAUGAAGCAGCUAGAAAGCUCUCAAGAAGACGCUUGGAGAAAACAAUCAGAAAAAAAUCAGCAAGAGCUGUUAUCUCUUAUAGACCAUCAGCUUGGAGAAAUGAGAAAAUAUGCAAACAGCCAAGGACCAAACCAAGGAUCUGAAGAUUUAGAACUGAAACUCCAACAAGAACGGCAAAGGGUCGAAGAUGAAGGCCAGAGAAAAUUGAACGAGCUUAAUAAGAGAAAAGAAGAAUUAGAAGCUUUAAGAGCACAAAAACAAAAAGAACUAGAAGAAAUGAUCAUGAGAGAAAAAAGACAUGAAGAAAUGGAAAACAGAAGACAACUUCUGAUUGAGAAGAAAAGAGCACUGAUGGAAAAACAGCGCAAAAUCAGAGAAGAACUGCAAAAAAGAGGCCAGCUAACCUCUGAACAAAUGGAAAGACUAAUCAGUGAGCAUCAAAGAGAACUUUCUGCAUUAGAAAGCGCCAUUGCAAGAGAAAGAGAUAGACAAAUGGCUUUGAUGAGCCAAAAACUUGCAGAGAGAAUGCAAAGGAAGAAUGAAUAUGAAAUGACUGUACAAAGAAUGAAAGAAGAGCAAAGCAGAUGGCAAAAAGAAAUGGAAGAGUUGCCAGGGAUCACAAAUAAACAAGCCACUACAUUAUUACUUAAAUGGAGAAGGUACCCGAAGAGAGGCAUCAAAGAUAUUGAAAAGACACUGAGAACUGUUGAGCCAGCUGAAAGGCAACUGCCUGUUGUGGCUAAGAUGGAAGAUGCCCCUGUGGUAGAUUCAAAUGAUCCAAGGCUGGAUGAGCUAGUAGCGAAGGUGGACAGGAUUGAAAAGAUCGUCAAAAAUGUGGACUCAACACAGUUUGAGAACGCGAUUAAAGCGCUUGAAGAAUUGGAAAGGACAAUUAAGUCGGUUAAGUCUCUAUAA
Molecule: messenger RNA, 19127 nt
Organism: Blepharisma stoltei
Lineage: Eukaryota; Ciliophora; Heterotrichea; Heterotrichida; Blepharismidae
Source: the annotation of a GenBank genome assembly